Alosa sapidissima (American shad) is the source of this 471-nucleotide messenger RNA. RefSeq names its product chromosome 16 C10orf53 homolog (gene c16h10orf53). The coding region runs from base 178 to 456 and encodes 92 amino acids. The record is from RefSeq and is a predicted model, not a curated record. The transcript is spliced from 3 exons. NCBI's taxonomy places the organism in Eukaryota, Metazoa, Chordata, Actinopteri, Clupeiformes, Clupeidae.
ACGUCACUAGCGUGCACUAGCACAAGUGUUGGGCUAGCAUGCACUUGAAAGGACCUCAGAUCGAAGAUCUCCGCUGCGCUCUAAAAUCGUUGCUUUAUACACACCUGGCAAGUGGCCACCUGCAGUCCUUGUAAAAUCUUCGUAUAUUCUUGGCUAGAAAUUUCUGUAGUAGGCACAAUGCCUGUCAACACAUUAGUGACUGUGCGAUAUGGACCAUAUGAUUCGUGUGGCAUUGUGGAUCACAGGACAUUGCGUCUCCAGGGCCUCCAAGCUACACUACAUGACAACGGCCAUAGAUGUGUCCUUCAUAAAUCGCUGGACUGGAACAAGGUGGAGCUUAUUGUCAAUGGAGAAUGCGUUUACGUGUGCAACAUAAAAGACCUAGAAUUUGGUGGUGAUGGACGACUUGACCACCUGUGUGAGGCAGCAGCAACAGCCGUCAAGAAUUCUUAUUAAACCAGUGACAGUCAA